AUGAAGCGGGAUGAACUGUUUGCUGCUUUGCAGGAAAUACCGUGGGUUCCAUGCCCGGAAAGUGAGGGUCGUCCAUGCUACCGAGCAGCAGAAGCAUUUCACUGCACAUUUUGUGCAUACACUGUUUGCGCUCGGUGUUAUGACGCCAUUCCGUCGUCCCUUCUCUCAUUGGCAACCACAACAACUAGUGGCGGCACCGGCGGUGAAGGUGGCGCUGCGACAAACUCAGAAAAGAGUCUUGCCGACAGGACACCCACCCAAGCGUUUACUCCAAACUCACGCGGGAGUGACACACCUAACAGUGCCGACGACUUCAUGAAACCCCGCUGUUUUUUGUGUCGCUCGGGGGUUCUCGAGAAGGAAUCUGUGCCCGUGUUCGAAUGGACAUGUGAGGGUCCACGUCCUCCACGUCGACUCACUCGAGGUCAAGGGGCAUCGUAUGAUGUGGAUGUGGUUCAGCGUUACUACACCAUGAAGGAGCAACGUGAGAAGAGAGCCCAAUCGCAAGCACCGCUAACGGCUCAGUUUCUCGGCACAGAACCGUCGCCCACCGAGUUUGGUGGCAACAUCGGUGUGCCUCCGGAGGCAUCUCGCACUGGAGUGUUGGGUCGGCGGCCGUUCUGUGAGGAGGGUUGUAGUUUUUCGUGUGUUGUGCAGAACCCAAGGUUGGAGCAAUCGCUAGUAUGGUGUGGCGUGAAUCGGCAGCUGCGGGAGUCCCACCCCUCCAUCACAGGGGAAGAGACCAUUACACCGUUGCACACGAUUCGCUGUCCACCUACUCUCCCAGGGUUACCUCCGCAUAGGCUCCGGGUGCACAUUCCAUAUGGCUCGUAUGGCAUUCAUAAGAUCCAUGCAGUGGCGCUGUACGUCACCGAGGACAUCUACCGGAGAGCUACGGCGAGGUCGGGGUCGCCUCGACCUGUUGUCAAAUCACCAGGAGGUCGACGGAUGGAACAGGGACACCCACAGCGAGAUGGGCAGUUGAUGGCGGUUAAGGAGCUGCCACGCAACACCGUACGCCCGUUGCUCGUUGUCGACGUACUGCAUCGUACCGCCACCAGCGAUCCGGUGAGGAAUCUUUUGCCAACGCAAUGGCUUCCGGAGCAUAUGCGACGUCCACCUAGCAGAAUCUGCUCGCCUAGAAGAGAAAAUAGUAUCACGGAGACGGCGGGGUGUGUUGGCUCAGGUGUGACAAAGGGGAACGAAGGUGAGGGUCAGAAUAAUGGAACUGAAACUAAAGGCAACGCAGAGCCUCCUGUUAUGGGGGAAGGUGAACCCCACUUGACGUGGCCAGAGGGGAUCCGAUGCGAGGAACUGUUGCUAGCGGUUGACUAUCUGCUACAGGGCCGUUCCGUAGCUGUGUACGGAAUUGCAUCAAAAUACUUUUUUCUUCACCACGUUGCGCAAUCCGCCGAGUUAAGAAAUUUGGGAGUAGCCUUUGUGGAUGGCUACCGCUCUUCUGCAAACCGUGUGACUCGGCAGCUGCGGGAAAUUAGCAAGCAAUUGCAGGAACAGCGUCAUAUCGUAGAAAAGGAGGUGCUGCGCAACCUCGUUUUUCGUGGAGGGGACUGUGAUCCGUUUCUGCGUAUCAGUCGUUCGCAAGCACCGUCGCGGGAUGAAUGCGGAAACCCGUCUGAUCAAUGUUAUUUGGUGGUUUCCUCCUCAACAUCCUCGGAGUCGUCGCGAAGUCGCUCUUACCGCUCCCCUGUGAGAGACGUUUCGGUCGCGAUGAUGGGCGGUUCCACCGAAAAAAGGCGAGAAAAUAUGGGACUAAAAGUGGGAGAUCCUGGUUGUUGUGACUUAACUGCAGCCAAAACAUUAAAGGCGACUACCCCACAGCGCAAGGAGAGCAUGACUGUGUGUUCCCCCGCACCCAUUACUAUGAAGCGAGAACGGUCCGUGAUGCUUGUGCAGGAUGGUGGGCACUCUGAUAUUAAGAGAACUACUCAGCAAACUGCGCAGGGUUCGAAAAGACGGUGCGGAGAAAAAGUGUGUGACGCUGCCGGAACGGGUGGGUGGCGCCAAACUCAUCCUGAGGCUAUGGAAACCAGCAGAAAAGUGCGGUUGUGGCUGCGACGGUAUUACCUGAGCGAGGUAUCAGACUGGAAUUACAGCGUACCUUUAUAUGAAACUCCUUGUGAGCGGCGAUGCCGGGAAACGGAAACGGCCGUAACGUCGGUUCCGCUAUCGGAGAGUGAAAACACUUGCCUGCAACCACGGUAUACGGUUUCAUCUCCAGACAUCAUGCGCCGGCUUCGUGUCGAAUGCGGCGCUCCCCUCCGUUCGUGCGUGCAGUGGAAGUCGCUUCCAUCCUACACAGCUCAGAUGCUCACGGGGGGACUUGCUGCACAAUCUGCCAAUCCUCCAGUUCAUUAUAGCGACUAUGUUCCGAGGUUGAUCCUAGUAGUGCAUGGUAUAGACGAACUCGACCCACCACUUCUGGUAGAGCUUCAGAACAUUGCACGUGACCAUCCCAAUCGUGUAAUGUUGCUAUGCUCAUUCGACGACCCAAACUGGGCCAUGUCAAACAGUGCGGCGCAGUUGGAGCCGUUUCGAUUGGCGUAUGUACACCUCCGCUCGAUGUUGCUCCCACGGGUGCAUGAAAUGGCAUGUGUUAAAAGUCUCACGUUGCUCACAGACCUUGAGGCAGCAGCAGCAGGGGGGAAAAGGUUUGGUCAUCACGGGUUAAGAGGAAGUCUUGGCCCUGGGACCUCUUUACCACUUCAAGACACCAUUAGACGUAUACUUUUUAGUCUUCCCGCCACGUUUACUGAUGUCUUACGAUGCAUGAUUGAGCGACAGGAAGCGUCGGGCGAAAAUGUCUUCGUUCCCAUGAGUCUCCACCAGCAACACUUCGACGAUCGAGGAAUGAUGAUUUCAGUGGGCCGCCUCAGAGCGAUUGAACGGGAACUAACAUCCAAUCGGCUGGCUGUGUUUGAUGCAGCAGAAAAUAAAUUGAUGAUUCCUCAACACAAAAAACUGCUGCGGGUGUUGGAGGAAGUCGCGGGACAGAGACAAAACACUCGGUCAAACGGUGGAGCUCCAGUGGAGGCAUAG
Molecule: messenger RNA, 3057 nt
Organism: Trypanosoma brucei brucei TREU927
Lineage: Eukaryota; Euglenozoa; Kinetoplastea; Trypanosomatida; Trypanosomatidae
Exons: 1
Coding region: 1-3057 (1018 amino acids)
Source: RefSeq, a predicted model, not a curated record